GCUCUGCGGUUCCAGUGUCGCUACCGCUGCAGUCCAGGUGGGGGUGCCAGAUCUGUAACUGUGGUUCUCCAACCGCAGUAAAGCGAAGACGAAGAAGAUUCCGUUCUGCUCCACAUUGUCGUCACAGAAACAACCAGAAGAGCUCUUGCAAAUCUUCUCCUAGUGUCAACUUUCCUGCAGAGUUUAAACACACCAAUAGAGGAAAACAUCCCACUGCAGAAAUCAGGAGAGAAUAGGAGUGAGAACAUGGCUUCUAGAGGAAGGACCACAGCUCAACUGUCACCCUCUGAUUCUCUCCUCGCAAAUACAUCUUUCAGACAAAUGCAGAAAGAUACAAGCAGAGAGAGACCGUAUCACUGCCCAGAGUGUGGAAAGACUUUUAAUCAGCGUGCUCAUCUCCUGCGACACCAGCGUGUUCACACUGGAGAGAAGCCAUAUCAGUGUUCGGAGUGUGGAAGGAGGUUUAGUGUACAGAGUAGUCUCCAGAGGCAUCAGCACAUCCACACAGGAGAUAAACCCUAUCGCUGCUCAGAAUGUGGGAAGAGAUUUAUUCAGCAACGUAAUCUGCAGGUACACCAGCGCAUUCACACUGGAGAGAAACCGUAUGAGUGCUCAGAGUGUGGAAAGAGGUUUAGUGAUGGGUGUAACCUUAAAACUCACGAACGCAUUCACACAGGAGAGAAACCGUAUCGUUGCUCCAUGUGUGGAAAGGCGUUUAAUCAGCAUAGUCACCUUCAGCUACAUCUGCGCAUCCACACGGGAGAGAAACCUUAUCAGUGCUCAGAGUGUGGAAUGAGGUUUAAUAAUGGAUGUAAUCUCAAAACACACCAACGUAUUCACACUGGAGAGAGACCGUAUUGCUGUUCGGAUUGUGGGAAGAGUUUUACCCUACGGAUACAUCUGCGAGUACACCAACGUAUUCACACUGGAGAGAAACCGUAUCAAUGCUCAGAGUGUGGCAGGAGGUUUACUGCACAGAAUACUCUUCAGCUGCACCUACGCACUCACACAGGAGAGAAACCCUAUCGCUGUUCGGACUGCGGGAAGAGUUUUAGUGUUCCUGGUACUCUUCAACGACACCAGCGCGUUCACACUGGAGAGAAACCUUAUUUCUGCUCAGCUUGUGGAAAGAGUUUUACUUUACAGAGUCAUUUCCAACGACACCAGCGCGUUCACACUGGAGAGAAACCGUAUUACUGCUCAGAUUGUGGGCGGAGCUUCAGGCAUUCACACACUUUAAAAUUACACACGUGCGUGAAGAGGGAGCUAGAAGCUCAUGACACAUGCAGUGUAAUGGAGUGUCCACCUUUGGUCUGAGAAGGUUUCCCUGUAGACUUGUAACUUCACCACCAUCCGAUCAUGUCACCCAGCCAGCGCUGAUUGAUGGUAACAUUAGAGAAAGCAGAGAAAAAAUCUUGUUUUGGUUUCUGGUCAGAAACCUUUAAGCUAACAUUGUUCUUGGUGUGAUUUGGUAGUUUUUCCUAUAUUUUGGUAGUUGUUGCAAGUUUAGUAUAUUGUGCAUUCAUAUUAGGACUGCAUGAUGAAUAGCAUUUUUUAAGGUUACCAUGAUAAACAGGGGGUAAAGAGGGGGCGGGGGAAGCCCUGGUUCUCAGUGACUGAGUACAGACACAAAUCCUUGGUGAGAGAAAUUAAGCUUCUAUCUGCUGAUCUAAGGUGGUCAACUCCCUGCAUUGUUGGUUUGGCCCUUUGAUUGCCAUAUGGUCACAAAAUAACCCUCCAGGGUGGCAACCAUCAAGGAGUGUUGAUGUUCGCCAUCCUUGCAAGGAGUCGGCACCUUUGUCCUUUUGAUAGGGUAAUCAUCAUCCCCCUGUUUAACCCCCUCUUCCUAUCACCCUCAUCCCCCUCGCAUUCCCUUGCUUAACCCCCCUCUUCUUAUCACCCUCAUUCCCCUCGCUUACCCCCCCUAAAACUCCUUUUCCGCACCUUUAUCCUCCUCCCACAACUUCCAGUGUUUAUAAGGUUCUCCUAAAAUAUCCCUAGUCAGACUGGCUGUGAUAGACUGACUGCGAUCCACUAAGCUGUGCCCACAUUUCCUGUGUGUCAAUAAAAUCAAGUCUACGCUGAAGGUCUCCUGACUUCUAAUUCCUGAAAGCUGAAUUUCUAACAACUUGGUGCCGUGACCCAGAUGGCAUGCUGAAACCUGCUUGAACCACACAGCGGAGACGGUGUCCCCAUCCACUCAGAACACUGCAUGGACUUCUAGAUGCCUUGUUGACUCUUCAAGAAACGUGCAUCUCAAGAAAAUCUGCGCAGCUGAUUGGAGACAAGGACGAGACCUUGAGGACGACCUACCAAGCAACAGACGCCCCAGCUUACCCCCCCUAAAACUCCUUUUCCGCACCUUUAUCCUCCUCCCACAACUUCCAGUGUUUAUAAGGUUCUCCUAAAAUAUCCCUAGUCAGACUGGCUGUGAUAAACUGACUGCGAUCCACUAACCUGUGCCCACAUUUCCUGUGUGUCAAUAAAAUCAAGUCUACGCUGAAGGUC
Pygocentrus nattereri (red-bellied piranha) is the source of this 2508-nucleotide messenger RNA. RefSeq names its product zinc finger protein 239-like. The transcript is spliced from 3 exons. The record is from RefSeq and is a predicted model, not a curated record. The coding region runs from base 247 to 1317 and encodes 356 amino acids. NCBI's taxonomy places the organism in Eukaryota, Metazoa, Chordata, Actinopteri, Characiformes, Serrasalmidae.